UUGUCGUUGUCGUUGUCGUCGGUGUUUUGCCGUCUUCGCUACGUAAAACAAUUUGAGCGCGUCGGGACAAAAGUUAUUCGAAGCGCGUUUUGUGUCGCUUGAAAUUUUAUUACGUAUACGCCGCGUGCCGUUUGCUUUCUGCUAUUUGCUAUUUGUGCCAUUUAUGCUUUGGCAAUUUAUUCGACUUGUGUCACAAGGCAUGCCAAAUAUGAAACAAAAACUGAAAAUGUAAAUGCCAAGCGAGCAGCGAGGCAAUGAACACAGCAAAGAGAUAAAAACAACAACUAAAGCGAUAACAACAACAACAACAGCAACAACAACAAAUCAAUGUCGAUAAGGUGGCGCACGCGGCAAGCAAUUCAAAAAAUUAUUAGCAAAAAAAAAACACCCAAGAAAAUAUACGACAAAAAGUAGUAAGAAAUUCAAUUGACAUUUUUCUUCUUUUUUUUUUUAUUCUGCGUUCUGUCUUCUUGCGUGAUUGUUGUUGCUGCUUUUCACGUGAUAUGCGCGACCGUCUCAGAUAAGCAAAACGGUAUAAAAAAAGACAGAUUGUUGUUGAUUCGUCGCACAGACGAAGGGGUGUAGCGGGAGGUGUGUGUGUGUAUGUGUGUGUGUGUGAGUGAUUAUUAUGCGGCGACUGCGACAUUACUAAACAGCGGGUGAAGAGGUCGCAAGUGUUUGCAGCCGUCUGAUUAUUUAAUAAAACUAUAUAAAUAAAUUCGAAGACAAAACUAAAGUAUAAAUAGCGACAAGGAACAAACAAAAGCACAGUGGAUGUGCUGUGGAGCCCAAAAGGAAAACACAUUGAAAUCAAAAGUAAACACGGCUGUGAGUAAAAUAACAAGCUGACAAAUAUGGGAGCUGCCUCCUCGGCUGCAGCGUUGCAGCAACUGCAAAAGCAACAACAGCAACCAGAACAAGAACAACAGCCAGAAGCAUACUAAUACAUAAUAAUAUUUGUAAUAAGAGAAGCAGCUGCAGCAGACGCUGCUCUCAAAUGAUAGCAAAAAUCAAGCCACAAGAGAGACAACCAACGAAACUCAAACUCAAAGAUGCAAAUUACAAUUUGCAUGCCAGCGACGAAGACGACGAACAACAAAAGCAACAGCAACCAAUUGUGGCAGAACUUAGAGUUGCCAAUUCACUAAAUAUCCAAAUAACUUGUGUAUUCAACGACAUAUCAUCUGGGCAGCCGAGCAAGCUGAACAAGCGGCGACAAAAUGAUCAAGGGCAUUCUAAUACAGCGCAAAAGUCAGGAGGAUGCCAGCUACACGAAACAGCUGAAAAUGGAACACGCCGAUCUCGUGGCCGAAAUGCAAACCGUCGAAAGUCUGCCAACCCACGAGAGACUGCAGCUGGCAAGACUACGACGUGCCCAGCAGCUGAAACUCGCCCGCCAAAAGGAGAAGGAAUGGCUGAAGCUGCAACGGGCCAAGGGUCAGACGGGCAGCGGUGCCGGAACGGUUAGCAAUCUAUUAAAUGGCGGCGGUGGCGCCAGCGGUGUCGGCGGAGAUACAACACAUCAUUUUCGCCAUGCGAAUGGGUCGGGGACGCUGAGCGGCCGGCGGCACAUAUCCUUCGAGAAUAGCGUGGUGCUGUUGGAGGCCGCGUCGCGCAACGAUAUGCCCGAGGUGGCGGCGCUGCUGCAGCACGGCAUCACACCGGAUGCGGCCAACGAAGAUGGACUGACGGCGCUGCAUCAGUGUUGCAUUGAUAACAAUGUGGACAUGCUGCGGCUGCUGCUCGACUAUGGGGCCAAUGUGGAUGCGCAGGACAGUGAUAAAUGGACGCCGCUGCAUGCGGCAGCCACCUGCGGUCAUUUGGAACUGGUGCGCAUACUCAUCCGGCAUAAUGCCAAUCUGCUCGCCGUCAAUACGGACGGCAAUAUGCCGUACGAUCUGUGCGACGAUGAGAAUACCCUCGAUUUUAUCGAGGGCGAAAUGGCACAGCGAGGCGUCACCCAGGAGCUGAUAGAUGAGACGCGAUCAUCCACGGAGCGUGUCAUGCUGAAGGAACUAAUGGAACUAGCACGCAUCUCUGGCGAUCUAGAGGAGCCCGACUAUCAAGGCGCCACACCGCUGCAUAUUGCUUCGGCCAAUGGUUAUGUGCGUGUUGUGGAAUUUCUGCUGGAGCAGCAUGUCAACGUGGAUGCCAUGGACAAGGAUCUGUGGACGCCAGUGCAUGCGGCUGCAUGUUGGGGGCAUCUUGAAGUGCUGGAGAUGCUCGCCCAAUGCGGCGCUGAUUUGAAUGUGCGCAACAAAGACGAUGAGACGCCCUCAGAUAUCUGUGAGGAUCAGGAGAUACGGGAGCGCAUUGAGCAGCUGAAAACGGAACAGGAGAGCAAACGACUGGCAGAGGCGCAACGAAGGCGCGUUCGACGCUCGCAGAGCAAUAAUACUAGAGCCCAAUCGGUGCGGCGCACCAGCCUGCGCGACAAAACGCUUACAACCAAAAAGGAUGCCGUGGAGGAGGCUCGUCUGCGUCUGCAGGCGCAGGAGGCCACCGAUACGGGCACCACAACGGAUGCUGCUGCUGCUCUUGGCGCUGCUGGUGAUCAUCUGCCCAAUGGCUAUGGUUAUCACACAAACAGCAACAGCAACAGCAUCACUACCAACACCAACACCAUCAACAACAACAACAACAAUGCUGAGAAGCGAACUUCCACGGCCAGCCAGAAUGGCCAAUUGCUGUCGCACUCGAAAUCCGCGGAUGCUGUGGACAACGUAACGCUAACAACGACACAUUCCUAUCUGCCGCGUCGUCCGCCCGACGGUCGCGAGAAUGACGAGCAGCUGCUGCUCAAGGCCGGCGACGAGUGCACCGGUGAAGUGCAACGUGCCACAUCUGCGGCAGCUGUCAUAUUGACUGACAAGGGCACUGCUGCCAGCGCCGAAGCGGUCCAGAUUGAGUCAUCCAAGGCGGCCGGCAAUGGCAAGAUCAACGUGCAGGUCACAGUUCUAGUGGGAGCCGCCACUACCGUUAAUCACAACAACAACAAUAACAACAAUAGCAGCGCAAACAACAAUAACAACAACAACAACAACAAUGGUGCUGGACCAAUUGCCACACAGCCCCUUGGCCUCGGCGCAAUGAGUCCCAGUUUACUGGAGUUUGAGUCUGCGUCGCCAGCGGCAGCUGUUGGCAAUGCGAGUGCGGUCAACAAAUUUAGUGGCAACACCGGCGAUGUGGUCAGCGAUAGCACCAGCAACAGUCGCAAGUGCUGUGUCCUAAUGUAAGUGAGAGACGGACAGACAAACAGAGAGAUAGAGAGAGAGAGAGAGGGGGAUGCAGCCACAACGAGGAUAACUGGAAGACAGACAGGGUAUUAAAAAAAGGAUUGCCAGCCGUUAAGCUUACCAAAACUAAGGGGAGAUAAGGGUGGGGAGGGGUCGGGGAUAUAUAAGUUGGUUAAUGUAUGUGUUGUGUAUGGAAAUCAAAAGAUAAGCAAUUUUGAAAUGCCUGGCAAGUAAAAAAAAGUGUCUUUUAUUAGCAUUUUAGUAGCAGCAAAACUAUGUUAUUAAAAACAUAAAUUGUAAAUGAUCCAAUGCAUGCAUGGGUUCAAUUCUAUGAGCCCUAUAUACAUAUUAUGUUCGAUAAACAACAAACAAAAGAAAUGAAAACCUAAGUUAAACGAAAAAUACGACUUAAAGUCGGGGCAUUUUCCUAAGCCAGCUAAAACGUACACAUUUGAACGGAUAUCAAUAUAAAUAUAUACAAAAAUAUAUGUUUUAAAGUACAUCUUCUAUGUUCUGAAUGUCAAAUUCAAUUCAAAGUAGGAUUCAUAAUUCUAUCUGAAAAGUGUUCCAUGCACAUUUUUGUGGAAUCGUUUCGAAAAUCAAUCGGCGCCAAGAACAUAGUCGAUUCAAAGCAUAGAAUUGAAAACCAAUUUGAUGUGAGCCGUUUUACGUUAAGUAGUUUAUAAAUGUUAAGAACUUUUGUUUAUUGCUAGUUCUUUAACUUUUGCUUCGUGUGCAAAUGGCAAAGCAAAGUAUUAUGCAAAAGUAUAAGAAAUAUACAUACAUACAUAUUAAUAAAAUAUAUUAGCCAAAUUGUAGCUACAUGCAAAACAGCAAAAUGAAAGCAAAAAAAAAAUAAAGAAACGCAAAAGCAAUUGGAAUAUUGCAAGCACAUCAACAAGCAAUUCAACAAUAACAAAUUUAAAAAUAUAUAUAUGUGUGUAUAUUAUACAUCUGAAUGUCAACUAGGUUAAAGUGCACCUGUUGCUGCUUCCAAUUUAUAAUUCGUUUACAAUAUUAUUUGUUUAAUUUUCAUGAUAGUUUGGAAAUGUGCUGUCGAUUUAGAUUGCAAUUACUUUGCUCUGCGUGAUUUGAAUUUAGUUAAUACAAAAAAAUUGUAUUAUUUAUAUACACACAUACGUAUGUUAAAUGAUUUAUACAAUAUUUAGCGUCUAUAUAAAUAUGUAUACAAAAUUCCAAAUAAUUAAGUAACAAACAGAAACAACGCGCAAUUUAGCAAUGAGACUUUCCUUUGAUUCAUUUAGUCAAAGGCAAGCCAUUUAUUGGCAUUGCCAAAAUGUUUUGUAAAAUAAACGAUUGAAAAAAACAACAAACAAACAAACAAACAAUAUCCU
Drosophila grimshawi is the source of this 4591-nucleotide messenger RNA. RefSeq names its product protein phosphatase 1 regulatory subunit 16A (gene MYPT-75D). The transcript is spliced from 8 exons. The coding region runs from base 1221 to 3236 and encodes 671 amino acids. The record is from RefSeq and is a predicted model, not a curated record. Gene Ontology annotation, molecular function: protein binding; enzyme inhibitor activity; phosphatase regulator activity. Gene Ontology annotation, cellular component: cytoplasm. Lineage: Eukaryota; Metazoa; Arthropoda; Insecta; Diptera; Drosophilidae.